Gossypium raimondii (Peruvian cotton) is the source of this 495-nucleotide messenger RNA. Its product is annotated as E3 ubiquitin-protein ligase RING1. Gene Ontology annotation, biological process: protein ubiquitination. The record is from RefSeq and is a predicted model, not a curated record. The transcript has a single exon. The coding region runs from base 1 to 495 and encodes 164 amino acids. NCBI's taxonomy places the organism in Eukaryota, Viridiplantae, Streptophyta, Magnoliopsida, Malvales, Malvaceae.
AUGCCUCCCUCUUCAGCUCCAGCUUUAGCGCCACAACCACCGAAGUGGAAUCCCUUGCUAAUUCUCUCAGUUGCUAUUGUUUCUAUCAUCUUCAUGUUACUUAGUUCCUACUCGGUUUUGAGACGACUCUGCCGUGAAUUUAAUGCUGCAAUAUUCCCCAGAAACCAGCUUCAAAGCCGGAUUCUAAGUGAUCAGAGCAACUUUGAUCAUCCUUCUUCACAAACUCAGAGCAAUGCACUGGAAUCUACUGUUCUCAACUCCCUUCCAAUAUCCCAAUUAAAGAAGGGAAAUAAAGAACUGCCAUGGCCGAGCAACACCGAUUGUGCAGUUUGUUUGGCUGAGUUUGAAGAAGGAGAAUGGCUAAAACAUUUACCAAGUUGCACACAUGCCUUCCACGUUUCUUGCAUUGACACAUGGUUUCGAUCACACUCAAGCUGCCCACUUUGCAGAUCAAGUGUUUUCAAUCUAACAGAAAGACCUGAAUGUUCUGUUUAG